GGUGCAGAGGAAAGCUUUUCUUCUCACAGCGGCAGCGGGGCUUUCUCACCGCACACACCGGCUAUUCAUCACAGGAAACCGCGCACUCACGGCCCAGAAAACAAGGACACUUUCUCGGUCGUGUACCCUCCCCGUCCCUCCUUUCAGUUUUGGGACGUUGUUGCCUCCCUCCCCAUUUUUUAUUUAAUUUUUUUUAUUUAGUACGUUUUCCCUCUCUGACAGUGUCUCUGUGGCGUACUCAGGUUUCUUCUGCUGACAUGGUAGAUUAUCACGCUGCCAAUAACCAGUCGUCGUCCGGCGCAGUGCAGACCUACAUGGAGCAAGAGAAUGAUUGGGACCGGGACCUGCUGCUGGACCCGGCCUGGGAGAGGCAGCAGAGAAAGACAUUCACGGCGUGGUGCAACUCCCACCUACGGAAGGCUGGCACGCAGAUUGACAACAUCGAGGAGGACUUCAGGGACGGGCUCAAACUCAUGUUGCUGCUCGAGGUCAUCUCAGGCGAACGGUUACCCAAACCUGAGCGAGGCAAAAUGAGGGUCCACAAAAUCAACAAUGUAAACAAAGCCCUGAACUUCAUCGCCAGCAAGGGAGUGAAACUGGUGUCUAUUGGAGCAGAGGAAAUUGUGGAUGGAAAUGUGAAGAUGACGCUGGGAAUGAUCUGGACCAUCAUCCUCCGCUUCGCCAUCCAGGACAUCUCUGUAGAAGAAACGUCUGCAAAGGAAGGUCUUCUGCUGUGGUGUCAGAGGAAGACCGCUCCCUACAAGAAUGUCAAUGUGCAGAACUUCCACAUAAGCUGGAAGGACGGUCUCGCUUUCAACGCUCUGAUCCACAGACACAGACCUGAUCUCAUUGAUUACGACAGUCUCAGAAAGGAUGACCCAGUGACUAAUCUGAACAACGCCUUUGAGGUGGCUGAGAAGCACCUGGACAUUCCUAAGAUGUUGGAUGCAGAAGACAUCGUGGGUACUCUGAGGCCAGAUGAGAAGGCCAUAAUGACCUAUGUGUCCUCCUUCUAUCACGCCUUCUCUGGCGCACAAAAGGCUGAGACGGCGGCAAAUCGUAUCUGCAAAGUGCUGGCUGUCAAUCAGGAGAACGAACAAAUGAUGGAGGAGUACGAGAAACUGGCCAGUGAUCUGCUGGAAUGGAUCCGCCGCACAAUCCCAUGGCUGGAGAACCGAACACAAGAGAAGACUGUCAAAGAUUUGCAGGCGAAACAGGAGGACUUUAGAGAUUACCGCUGUGUCCACAAACCACCAAAGGUCCAGGAGAAAUGUCAGCUGGAGAUCAGCUUCAACACUCUGCAGACCAAACUGAGACUCAGCAACAGGCCUGCCUUCAUGCCAUCAGAGGGACGCAUGGUGUCUGAUAUCAACGGAGCGUGGCACACUCUGGAAGGAGCAGAGAAGGGCUAUGAGGAGUGGAUUCUUAGUGAGAUCAGACGUCUGGAGAGACUGGAACAUCUGGCGGAGAAGUUCCACCAGAAGGCUGCCAUCCAUGAAUCCUGGACUGAUGGUAAGGAGGCCAUGUUGACCCAGAAAGACUACGAGACUUCCACCCUGGCAGAGGUCAAGGCGUUGCUAAAGAAACACGAGGCCUUUGAGAGCGAUCUGGCUGCCCAUCAGGACAGAGUGGAGCAGAUUGCUGCCAUUGCACAGGAGCUCAAUCAGCUGGAUUACUACGACGCCGCCAACGUCAACGCUCGCUGUCAGAAGAUCUGUGAUCAAUGGGACAUCCUGGGAGCCCUCACCCACAGCCGCAAAGACUCACUCGAGAGGACAGAGAAGCAGCUGGAGUCGAUAGAUGAGCUUUACCUGGAAUACGCCAAGAGGGCGGCGCCCUUCAACAACUGGAUGGAGGGAGCGAUGGAGGACCUGCAGGACAUGUUCAUCGUCCACAACAUUGUGGAGAUCCAGGAUCUGAUCACAGCCCACGAGCAGUUCAAGUCCACCCUGACCGAGGCUAACAUGGAGCGGGAGGCUAUCCAGUCCAUCCAGGCCGAGGUGCAAAAGAUCGCCCAGAGCAACGGCAUCAAGCUGAGUGGAUCGAACCCCUACACCACCAUCACACCUGAGAGCAUUGACAACAAGUGGGAAAGGGCAAUGGCCAUGGUGCCGCAGCGUGACAACGCCCUGCAGGAAGAGCUUAACAAGCAAAAGUCCAACGACACUCUGAGAGCCACGUUUGCCACUCAGGCCAACGCCGUCGGUGCUUACAUCAAAGACAAAAUGGAGGAGAUUGGCAGGAUAUCCAUCGAGAUGAACGGCACCCUGGAGGACCAGCUGACCAACCUGAAGGAGUACCAGACCAGCAUCAUGUCAUACAUGCCUGAGAUCAACAAGCUGGAAGGAUACCACCAGCUCAUUCAGGAGGCUCUCAUCUUUGACAACCAGUAUACUAAAUACACGAUGGAGCACCUCCGUGUGGGUUGGGAGCAGCUUCUGACCACGAUCGCUAGAACCAUCAAUGAGGUCGAGAACCAGAUCCUGACACGUGAUGCCAAGGGCAUCAGCCAGGAGCAGCUUUACGAGUACCGCGCCUCCUUCAACCACUUUGACAAGGACCACAGUGGCGCCCUGAUGGCUGAGGAGUUCAAGGCCUGUUUGAUCAGUCUGGGCUACGAUGUGGAGAACGACAAGAAGCGAUCAGGACAGAUGGUCUCAGAUGAUUUCCGGGCUCUACUCAUUUCUACAGGAUACAGCCUGGGCGACACAGAGUUCGCUCGCAUCAUGAGCAUCGUGGACCCCAACGGCAGCGGCGCCGUCACCUUCCAAGCCUUCAUUGAUUUCAUGUCCACGGAAACCACUGACAGGGACACUGCAGACCAGGUCAUCGCCUCCUUCAAGAUCCUGGCCGCUGAUAAGAACUAUAUCAUGGCUGAGGAGCUGAGGAGAGAACUCCCUCCCGACCAGGCAGAAUACUGCAUCGCCCGCAUGGCACCCUACACGGGGCCUGACGCCGUACCCGGCGCCCUUGAUUACAUGUCCUUCUCCACCGCCUUGUACGGAGAAAGUGACCUGUAGAGGAGGAGGUGGUAGGAAGAGGAGGGCUGGAUAGAAGAGGGGGGAGGGGAUGAAGAGGGAAGGAAAGGUAGAGAGUUCUUCUGCACGUGGAGAAGGUGCCGGGAAAGUGGGCGCUAGGUGUGUGAGUGGUGUUUGUGAGGUGCCCCUGUGUGUGCCGGUUUAGAGGUGAUCUGAGCUUGUUGAUUGAUCUGUAGUUAGGUUUGGCCUCUGCUGAAUGUUUCCCAGCUCCAUUAUGUCAUGAACACGAUGACAGAAAUGACAUUUUGAAUCAAAGCUUCGUUGGAACGGGCAUAUCCAGGGGCAGCUGUAGGACGAACAGCUGCUCUGUAGUGUGGGUCCUUAGCUUCACCCUCUCUGCCUUUUUUUGUGGGGUCAAACGUGGGUUAGGAUUUUUGGGAGGGGCAUCAAAAGCUAAUCUGAUACUUAUGCUAAUUUUUUGUUUAUUUUAUUAUAAUUUCUUUUCUUCUUGCCAGGGGUCCAGGGCAUUAGG
Messenger RNA from Solea senegalensis (Senegalese sole), 3510 nucleotides. It is a transcript of the gene actn4, whose product is annotated as actinin, alpha 4. The transcript is spliced from 23 exons. Gene Ontology annotation, molecular function: actin filament binding; calcium ion binding. The coding region runs from base 258 to 3020 and encodes 920 amino acids. Gene Ontology annotation, biological process: muscle cell development; actin cytoskeleton organization. The record is from RefSeq and is a predicted model, not a curated record. Gene Ontology annotation, cellular component: cell projection; cell junction; cortical actin cytoskeleton. Lineage: Eukaryota; Metazoa; Chordata; Actinopteri; Pleuronectiformes; Soleidae.